UUCAUAUAUUAUAAAUGGAUUGAUCAGGAUAUUGGAUUACUGGAAAUAUAAAUAAUCACAUUGAAUCAUCACUUUAGAAAUGUGAAAAUGGAAAUGAACUACGCUAUGCUCUAUUCAAUGGCUGCCUCCAUGACUUUAUAAUUUUUAAGAAAUAUUCGAAUAAAAACCUGUUUCCAGCUGUUUAUACCACACACUAUGCCGUAUACAGAAGCAGAUAUAAGAGAUAAACUUACCAAGGACCUUCAGGCCACACAUUGUGAGGUUGUGGACCAAUCUGACGGCUGUGGAGCUAAAUUUACUGCCCUCAUCGUCUCACAAAAAUUUGAAGGACUUCCACUGCUUCAAAGACACAAAUUGGUUAAUGCAGCGCUUAAAGAAGAAAUGAAUUCAAUCCAUGCAAUGUCAAUGAAAACUCUUACGCCCGGACAAUGGCAAGAUCAACAGAAAUAAAAAAAAUUUAAAAUAUAUCAUCCUCCAUCGUGACUUUGAAACAGAGAACAACACAAUAAAUACAGAAUGGAAGAUGAUAGAGACACUAAGGAGGAGGGAGUUUUAAGAUGUGACCCUGAGGCGCAAUGCCACCCGAAGAUAGAGUACAUGAAACAGUUUAAAUAUUGCUCUGCAGAACAACGUCGACUAGCAUUUAUCGUUUAUAUGGAUUUAUGCGAAGCUAAAGAUUUCUGGAAUGUGGGGAUUCACGGCUGUGAGUCGAUUGGUGCAAUUUUAAUUUCUGGACAUCCAAUGAAACAUGAUCCUAAAAUAUUAAUUUUACCCGUCGACCGGAAUGAUGAGUUAAGUAUAGAAAAAUUAAGGGACUAUGUUUGUAAGGUUAAAGUUGACGGAUUAGAUGUAAAUAGCCUAACUUUGGCAAUUUGUGAAACUGAUUCAACGAUUGUUUAUUAUGAAGUCACUGAUGGAUUAGUGGUCCCAGAAUCCCCUAGUGAAAUAGAAGGGAAACGGCAACGUCGUACUUGGAAAAUGCAGAAACGCAGAGAAGCGUUAAAAGAUAAUGUUGUGUAUCAAUCGAAAUAAUGAAUUCAAUAGCUCAAUAAAUUGAUGAAAAUGUAUUUUUUAGAGCUGGUAAUAUCAAAAGCAUUAUUUCAUGUAUCUAAGGUUGAUAUUCCUUUCUAAGUUAUCUUAUUUUGGAGAAAAGUAAAUUGUGUCC
Owenia fusiformis is the source of this 1165-nucleotide messenger RNA. The record is from the annotation of a GenBank genome assembly. NCBI's taxonomy places the organism in Eukaryota, Metazoa, Annelida, Polychaeta, Sabellida, Oweniidae.